GUCUCUUCUUAACAAAACUAAAACCCUAGCUACUUCCUCCUCUCACCUCUUCUCUUAGAACUCUGCGGCGAAAGAUGACGGUUGAAGGAGUGAACCCUAAGGCGUACCCGUUGGCCGAUUCUCAGCUAGCCAUAACAAUCCUCGAUCUUGUUCAACAAGCUACCAACUACAAACAGCUCAAGAAAGGAGCCAAUGAAGCUACCAAGACUUUGAACCGUGGUAUCUCUGAGUUCGUGGUUAUGGCUGCUGACGCUGAGCCUCUCGAGAUCCUUCUUCAUCUUCCUUUACUGGCUGAAGACAAGAAUGUGCCGUAUGUGUUUGUGCCAUCGAAGCAAGCCCUUGGAAGAGCAUGUGGUGUGACAAGACCCGUGAUUGCUUGCUCUGUUACAUCAAACGAUGCUAGCCAGUUGAAAUCUCAGAUUCAGCAGCUUAAGGAUGCUAUUGAGAAACUCCUCAUCUAAGGAUGUGUUGGUGGAGUUAUGAAUGAUGGGUCUUUCUCCAUUUAAUGGAAAAGGCUUUGACUAGUGAAGUGAGUUUGUGAGAGUUUUAUCCGUAUCUGUUUUUGAAGUUUGUAAUGCUUUUUAUUUCAUGUUUGUGUUGGUGCGAAUCUAGUCUUGAACAAGAACAAUUAUUUAUAAAUCGGGUUUCUAAGA
Molecule: messenger RNA, 653 nt
Organism: Raphanus sativus (radish)
Lineage: Eukaryota; Viridiplantae; Streptophyta; Magnoliopsida; Brassicales; Brassicaceae
Exons: 2
Coding region: 75-461 (128 amino acids)
Biological process (GO): mRNA splicing, via spliceosome; maturation of SSU-rRNA; ribosome biogenesis
Cellular component (GO): precatalytic spliceosome; U4/U6 x U5 tri-snRNP complex; nucleolus
Molecular function (GO): RNA binding
Source: RefSeq, a predicted model, not a curated record